AUAAUAUUAUAUUUUUAGAUUAUUAUGUCAAAAGGAGGAAAUCCCAUCAACUUCCCUGAAGCAUUCCACAACUACCUAAGAAAGACUCCAAGAGUCAUGUUCUACUACUUCUUCUUCACCACCGCAUCAGUCCUAGUCUUGACCCAAGGAUGGACUGAAAGAAUGAACAGGAGAUCAUCUCCAGGUGGCAACUACCUGAUGCUAAACAGAGCAAAGAGGUUGUUCAUGCCAUAUUCAUUGAUCAGCUACAGAUGGAAACUCUAAUUGCUCAAAACAUUCGCUAAUAUU
Messenger RNA from Moneuplotes crassus, 288 nucleotides. NCBI's taxonomy places the organism in Eukaryota, Ciliophora, Spirotrichea, Euplotida, Euplotidae. The record is from the annotation of a GenBank genome assembly.